UAGUAGUACAUUCAAAAGUUCCCAAUUCCAACAAAUAUCUUAUCAUUCGCAAGAAAAAACAAACCUUUACGGUUUCUUCUUCCCUCUCAAAAUUAUACUACUGCUAGAAUAACUAGGAGUAGGUUGCUUGCUUGCUUUGUCAAUUGUCAUUUCAUUUCUGAUUUCUGCAUCAAAAAAUAUUUUCAAGAAUUAGAAAAAUACGGGGGAAAAGCAAAAAAUUUGGGUUGACUUUCUGGAUGGGGUCAGAGUCAGAAUGCGGUAAGAGUGAGGUGGUCUUGGGUGUGGAUGGCGGUACUACCUCUACUGUCUGCGUUUGCAUGCCCCUUCUCCCUUUCUCCGAUCACCUGCCGGACCCUCUUCCUAUUCUUGGCCGGGCAGCCGCCGGGUGCUCCAAUUACAACAGCGUCGGAGAAGAUGCUGCCAAAGAUACAUUGGAAAAAGUUAUGGAAGAAGCGCUUUCGCAAGCAGGUGUGAAAAGAUCGGCUGUUAGAGCUGUCUGUUUAGGUGUAUCUGGAGUUAAUCAUCUGAAGGAUGAGGAAAGAGUAUUAAAUUGGAUAAGGGACUUUUUCCCUGCUCAUGUGAAGAUAUACGUUCACAAUGACGCUGUUGCAGCUCUUGCAAGUGGGACUAUGGGGAAACUUCAUGGCUGUGUGCUUAUUGCUGGUACAGGGAGCAUAUCCUUUGGAUUUACGGAAGAUGGAAGGGAAGCUCGUGCUGCCGGUGCUGGACCUGUAUUGGGUGACUGGGGCAGUGGCUACGGAAUUGCUUCUCGGGGAUUGACGGCUGUAGUGAGGGCUCAUGAUGGUCGUGGCCCGCAGACAAUGCUGACAGAUCAUAUUUUGGAUUCACUUGGUCUUUCUUCACCUGAUGAACUCAUAGGGUGGACCUAUGCAGAUCCAUCUUGGGCUCGUAUUGCAGCCCUUGUUCCUGUUGUAGUAUCUUGUGCAGAAGCUGGUGAUCAAGUUGCAAUUGAAAUAUUAAACAAUGCAGUAGAAGAAUUGGGUUCAAGUGUAAAAGCUGUUGUUCAAAGGCUAUCCUUGGCUGGGGAAGACGGAAAGGGUUCUUUCCCUGUUGUCAUGGUAGGCGGUGUUCUUGAAGCUAAUAGGAGUUGGGAUAUUGGGAGAGAAGUUAUCAAUGCUAUAUUGAAGACCUAUUCUGGGGCUUGUCCGAUUAGACCAAAGGUGGAGCCUGCUAUUGGAGCAGCCCUUGUGGCCUGGAACUCCUUGAUGAAAGAGCUACCGGCAAAUGGCCAUAGAUGACUUGGAAUGGAAAAUUAUUCAAUUGUACAGAAAUUAUGUAUUACAGAUUGAUACCAAUCAUCAAUAAAUUGUGGAAAUUGAUAAAAUAAUCAGCCACAGAGGGAUAAAAGUUCUCAAUGAAUAUUAAUU
Molecule: messenger RNA, 1388 nt
Organism: Coffea eugenioides
Lineage: Eukaryota; Viridiplantae; Streptophyta; Magnoliopsida; Gentianales; Rubiaceae
Product: N-acetyl-D-glucosamine kinase
Exons: 7
Coding region: 237-1259 (340 amino acids)
Source: RefSeq, a predicted model, not a curated record